GGUGUAAAAACCCUGUCUGUGUGGGCUCUUAUAUAAAGGGCCUUCCCGGCCUCUCACGGUGGAUGAGACCACGGGAAGUGUGCAAGCUUCCUCUCCCAUCUGGGGUUGCGCUGGACCUGCAAGCUCAGAACAAGGUUCCCACCAAGCUGAAGGCAUGAGGACCCACGGCCUCACCCUGCUCUCCCUCCUCCUUCUGGCUGUUCUGAUGCUCUUGGUGGAGGCCAAAAAGGAAGGAAGGAAGAGACACGGCAGCAAAGCCAGCACAGAGGAAUCGCAUGCUCUGGGCAAGCCCGGGAAGGAGCCGAGGAGCCAGCCAGCCAAGCACCUGAUCAAAGGCAAGUUCGUCACCCCAGACCACGCUGACUGCAGAUGGGCAGUGACCAAGCAGGAGGAGGGCCUCGUGCUGAAGGUCGAGUGUACCCAACAAGACAACACGUUUUCCUGUUUCUUCACUGGCAAUCCAACCUCAUGCCUAGAGUUGCACAAAAGCAGCGUCUAUUGGAAACAAAUUGGCCGGAAUCUGCGUUCUCAGAAGGUCAUCUGUGGUGAUGCCAAGAGUGUCCUGAAGACCAGGGUGUGCAGAAAGAAGUUUCCAGAAUCGAAUCUCAAGCUGGUGAACUCUACUCUGAUUAGGAUCAAGAAACCCAGCCAGAAGUUAAUGGAGCCCUCUCCCAUGGACACGGUUGAAGUGACUACCUCCUCCAACCCAGAAAAGACCCAGACCAUGACCACCAAAGGUCCUCAGUGUGAGGAUGAAGACUUGGAAAACCAAAGGAAGGCAGCCCAGGAGUACUGCGGGGAGGUCUGGGGCUCUUUGUGCAGAUUCUUCCUCUCCAUGGUACAGGGCAGUUCAUGCUAACAAGGUCGAAAGAGAACAGAGUCCUUUAGGAGGUGUCACGUCAAAGCCUUUUCAUAUGCUGUAAAGAUCUCCUAACUCCCUGUCAGAUGAACGUUUGUGCUAUGGGUAUGCAAUGGACUAUUUGAACAGAUUUUGCAAUUUUUGUCUCUGUGUUUGGAAUUUGUUUUGUAUUCAUUUCCUUAGAUGUGAUUUUAAGAGGCUAUUGUCCUGUAUUUUUCCACGGCCCACAAAGCUUUGUUUCUAUGAGCAGUAAGGACCAGUCUUUGAACUGAAGAGUCAGAGUGGUGAUUUCAGGGCAGUGCACUUUCUGCCCAGUUAAGAUAAUAAAGCCCUGUGCCUUUUUCAGAAA
This is a messenger RNA of Capra hircus (goat), 1208 nucleotides long. RefSeq names its product fibroblast growth factor binding protein 1 (gene FGFBP1). Gene Ontology annotation, biological process: cell-cell signaling. The transcript is spliced from 2 exons. Lineage: Eukaryota; Metazoa; Chordata; Mammalia; Artiodactyla; Bovidae. Bases 155 to 859 code for a protein of 234 amino acids. Gene Ontology annotation, molecular function: growth factor binding. The record is from RefSeq and is a predicted model, not a curated record.